AUGGAUCAAUAAGCAGACGGCGAAGGCAAUUUAGGAAUUUAAGUUCAAGUGGGCGAUCCCAUUGUCAAAAAGGAUGGCCUCAAGAAUUACGUUGUUUACACACUCAAAGGUUCUGAUAAGGAUGGCUAAUUCGAAGUAUUACGUCGAUUCAAUGAGUUUGAUUGCUAUCGAAUUACUCUUCAGAUAAGAUGGCCUGGAUGUUACAUUCCUCCAUUACCAAUCAAAAAACCAGUUGGAAAUAUGGAUUAAAAGUUCAUUGAUGAAAGAAUGCAUUAUCUCAAUCUCUUUAUGAUGAAGAUGGCAACAAUCCAUCAUUUAUGGUAUUCCGAAGAAACUAAACUCUUCAUUAAAGCUGGUGGCGAUAUUGAAAAAUAAUUAGUUGCAUAAUAAAAACCAACUCCUGGUGAUAUUAUCUACAAAUAUGAAACAGUGUUUAAAGAAUUUUCAGGCAAAGAAAUUAAUGAUCAAUUACUCUCUAAGAUUGGCAAUUUCUCUUUGUUCUUAAAGAGAAUACAACCAUAAUUAGAAAUCUUCUAAUAAUAAGCCAAGUAACUUGUGCAAACAAGAAUUCAAUGCCAAGAAAAUAUGAAUCUCUUGUUAGACUACUUAAUGCCUGAAUACGAAAAGAAUUGUUUAACUGAGUAUGUUGUGAAUCCAGAGAAUAAACUUGUUUUCGUAUAACAUACCACAGAAUUAUACCAAUAAUAUCGAGCAGCCAAUGAGAAGAGUGCUCUUGAUAAUUUUGCUUUGGCUAUCAAAAUAGAAACAAGAGACAUUGAUGCUGUUCUAGAAGCCAUACAAUCCAGGGAAAAAUAUGAAUAGAUUAAACAAAACUAUUUGACUAAAUUGUGUAGUUUGAGCAAUGAGAAAAAAGACAUUGAGAAUGGCAAAACUACUUUGAAAUCUUUGUUUAAUUCAAAUAAGGAAGAAUUAAUCCAAAAAACAUAGCAAUAAAUUGAUAAUAUUUAGAAGGAGAUUGAAUAGUUGACCAUCCUAUGUGAUAUGAUAACCAUAAUUAUUGGAUAUUUCAUUCUACCUACAUACAAGCAAGAAAAAGAAAAAAAUUAUUACUAAUUAUUAAAACAGAUGGCACAACAUCAAGUUCAGAAGGCCUAAGCAGAGAGAAAUUAUUGGUUAGAUUUAGAUAAAAAUCAAAUGUUCAAUGAUGUCUGAAUUUUAUAUCUAAAUAUUACAUAUAAUAUAACGAUUGAUGUAAUCAAA
Messenger RNA from Paramecium tetraurelia, 1221 nucleotides. RefSeq lists its product as uncharacterized. The transcript is spliced from 8 exons. Gene Ontology annotation, molecular function: phosphatidylinositol binding. The record is from RefSeq and is a predicted model, not a curated record. Gene Ontology annotation, cellular component: endosome. Lineage: Eukaryota; Ciliophora; Oligohymenophorea; Peniculida; Parameciidae.